This is a messenger RNA of Scophthalmus maximus (turbot), 7073 nucleotides long. It is a transcript of the gene brsk1a, whose product is annotated as BR serine/threonine kinase 1a. Gene Ontology annotation, cellular component: cytoplasm. Gene Ontology annotation, biological process: microtubule cytoskeleton organization; protein phosphorylation; intracellular signal transduction. Gene Ontology annotation, molecular function: tau-protein kinase activity; protein serine/threonine kinase activity; ATP binding. NCBI's taxonomy places the organism in Eukaryota, Metazoa, Chordata, Actinopteri, Pleuronectiformes, Scophthalmidae. The coding region runs from base 2097 to 4694 and encodes 865 amino acids. The transcript has 19 exons. The record is from RefSeq and is a predicted model, not a curated record.
CAUUUUAUUUGUAAUGCACUUUACAUUUGAAACAAAGUGCAACAUCGUUCCUGCACAGUCAUAAUAGUAAUCUUUUAAAAGCAUUUUGUGACAAUACUGUUGUCUUUUAUUUUUGAUAGUUUGCCAUUCAUCUUCUAUACUUCUACUUGAUCCAAAACAAUUUUGAAUGCAGGACGUUUACUUGUCAACCCCUCAUUGCGCACAAUGGUCCCUUUCAGAGUGUCACGUCAUGUAUUGUAUUAUUGUUUCACUAUAAUAGAUGCAAUAAUCAAUACAUCAGUGUUUUCACAUUGCAUGUGGUUGAGUUGGAGCCGUGUUAAUUCCAUUAGGCCUCCAUAUUCCCGAGUGGUUUAAUCUGCUACGGGGCAUCACACAUGUAUUAUAUGUAAUGAAUGAACUUGAAAGAAGAAGUAUUUUUGCUUGAGUAGAGUAUACGGAUGUAUUAGUUAAUUUCAACCGCUGGUGAUCAGGUAUUUUUUUCACAUUAGGGUAUUACGAUCUACGGGAGAACACAAACGCAUCCUGUGGCCGUGGGACGGCGAGGGGCCGGAGCCUCAGCAUCCUCCUCUGCCCUCUGGCGAUGUUUACAAAUGUCUCUCAUGAUGACAGUGAGGGAGGCGUCCGCAGAGGCCCCCGGGGGCCCCCGGCCGAGGUGGAUGCAGAGACAAGCGUAUUUCGAGGAAGACGACCGGGAGGAGGGAGGGAGGAGGGAGAGGAUGGAGAGGGAGGAGAGGGAGUAGGACCCGGAUGCUGAUGCGAGUGAGACGAAGGAAGGAAGAGGAGAGGGAAAAUAUCGAUUUACGGCAAGAAAAACGCGAAGCGAGUGUAACAGAGGAGGGGGGCCCUUACCCUGCGUGAACUAGUAUCACAAGCGAGGAGGGGGACAGAAGCCCUCGAUAGCACCGCUGAUCUGCAGAUUCUCUGUCUUCUUUUUCUCUCUUCUUUUCUUCCGCCUGUGUGUCGGCCGGCGAGGGAGGAGGACACGCCAACGGAGAGCGAGGGAGGAGAAGAUGCUGCGAGCCGCCGCACUCGCGGGGAUGUAGAGAGGGGCCGACGGAGCGGGGGAGAGAGAGAGACAGGGAGGGGGGGGGGAGGAGGACUACGCCGCGCCGAAGAUGGUUGUUUUGCGGGCAAUGCGCGCUCCACCUCGACGCAUCGUGAGCAUGUGGCGGCCGGCCGAGGAAUCCCACCGUGUGGCGACGCCCGCCGACCUCGGCAGCUGUCGGCUCUUUUGACAGGCGGCCGUUGGUCGGAGGAGGCGCCGAGGCUAAACCCGAGCUAGCCCCGCCGCGGCCGGGCUGACACACACACACACACACACACACACACGCGUAGCAUGUCGCCCAUUUCACCUGUGAAAUAGGCCCCGACGGAGAGGACACCCCCAUCGACGGGCAGCCCCCCCCCCCCCCCCCCUCGCCCCCCGCCCCGGUGCCCGGCGCCCGGCGUCCACUCGACCCGUCCGCCGGAUGACAUUCAGUCUUCGCCCGUUUGGAGGCUGCGCUGCUCUUCGACCGUCGUACGUCGCUGGCGUCCCCCACGCAGGAAGGUGCGAGUUGCGCGACCGGGCUCGUGUGCAGGAGCAGAACCACCAUGUCGUGCUUCUCGUCGGGGCAGUGGUCGCUCGUUCACGCGUAGAGCAGCCCCGGGAGCCGCGCGUCAUCCCUCGGCUGCAGCGGACCAGCACACUAGCUGCUGGUGUUGUUUUUGUGUUGAAUCUCAGCGUUGUACUGUGCUCCAGAAUACUACUACUACUACUAAUAAUAAUAAUAAAGAAAGGGGGGCAUCUAUUUAGCCACGUUUCAUAACCGUGUUCGAUGUGAAGAAAUGCUCAUCCAUCAUCCAGAUGUUGUUGACUCAGCACCGCGGCUCCAUCCCCGACACGUUCAGCCAGUAAGCUCCCAGGAGCAGUGUGGCCACUGAGAGUGGAGCUAGACGUGGGUUGCUUUCCUCUUCUUCUUCUUCUUCCUCUUCUUCCUCUUCCUCUUCUUCUAAGUUGAGCACCAUCUCCUGUCCCGCAAUAACUUCCGUGGAAGCCGUGGGACAAAUCGAAGUAAUUGCAAUAAUCAUUGUGAUCGGCCGCCAGCGAGAGCAGCAUGAGUAAGGAACUGUCCCUGAGUCAGUCAGCUCAGUAUGUUGGGCCCUACCGACUGGAGAAAACGCUGGGGAAGGGACAGACAGGACUGGUCAAGCUGGGGGUCCAUUGUAUUACAGGUCAAAAGGUCGCCAUCAAAAUAGUCAACAGAGAAAAGCUGUCCGAGUCGGUCCUGAUGAAGGUUGAGAGGGAGAUUGCCAUUCUGAAACUGAUUGAGCAUCCGCAUGUGUUGAAGCUGCAUGAUGUUUACGAGAAUAACAAAUACCUGUACCUGGUGUUGGAGCAUGUGUCGGGGGGAGAGCUGUUUGACUACCUGGUGAAGAAGGGCCGGCUGACUCCGAAAGAGGCCCGGAAGUUCUUCAGGCAGAUCAUCUCUGCUUUGGAUUUCUGCCACAGUCAUUCCAUCUGUCACAGAGACCUGAAACCAGAGAAUUUGCUCCUUGAUGAAAAGAACAACAUCCGUAUCGCUGACUUUGGCAUGGCCUCCCUGCAGGUGGGAGACAGUCUGUUAGAGACCAGCUGUGGAUCACCACAUUAUGCGUGUCCUGAAGUUAUACGGGGGGAGAAAUAUGAUGGGCGGAGAGCAGAUGUGUGGAGCUGUGGGGUCAUCCUGUUUGCUCUAUUGGUGGGUGCCCUGCCUUUUGACCAUGACAAUUUACGCCAGCUCCUGGAGAAGGUGAAGAGCGGAGUGUUCCACAUGCCACACUUCAUCCCGCCGGACUGUCAGUCUCUGCUCAAGGGCAUGAUUGAGGUCAACCCUGAAAAGAGGCUCACGCUAGAGGCCAUCCAGAAACACGCCUGGUAUCAGGGUGGUCGCAACGAGCCGUGUCCCGAGCAGCCCCCUCCCAGGCGAGUGUGUGUGAGGCGGAUCUCGUCCCUGACUGAGCUGGACCCAGAUGUGUUAGACAGCAUGCACUCGCUGGGCUGUUUCCGAGACCGAGUAAAGCUCACACGGGAUUUACAGUGUGAAGAAGAAAACCAGGAGAAGAUGAUAUAUUACCUACUGCUGGACAGGAAAGAGCGUUACCCUAGCUAUGAGGAUGAGGACCUGCCGCCGCGCAAUGACGUAGCAGACCCUCCUCGAAAGCGUGUCGACUCUCCGAUGCUGACGCGCCACGGCCGCUGCCGCCCCGAGAGGAAAAGCCUGGAGGUGCUGAGCGUUACUGAACAGGGGUCUCCCACCCCGCCUCGCAGGGCCCUGGAUACAGCUGCACACAGCCAGAGGUCUCGCUCAGUGAGUGGGGCCUCCACUGGUCUCUCCUCCAGCCCUCUCAGCAGUCCCAGGUCCUAUCAGAGCCCCAUCUUCACUUUCAGCCAAUCAGACGUCACCUCUGCCACCGCCACCCCCCUCACAAAGGAGCCCAAACAGGGAAGCGCCACUACUCGCCCAGCACGGGCUCAUGACAAGCCCAAAGCUCCCCUCAACCCAAAGACCCAGACCCUGCCCACCAAGGGACCCGCUGACCGACCCCAUCUGCAGCCCAUCAAAUCCCUGCCUCUGCACAACCCAUCCUCCCGUUCACCUUCUCCUUCUCCGCUCCUGUCACCCUUCCCCCGUUUCUUCUUCCCUUCGUCCUCUGUCCUUAAGUCAGUGACUAAGAGCUUCUACCCAAACUCUGCCCACUCUGUGCCGCAGGUCACUCCCCAGGGCUCUCCGCUGCCCACACCCUUGGGCACCCCUGUCCACCACCCUCACCACCCCUCCUCCACCCCGCCCUCCUCUUCCUCGUCCUCAUCCUCCUCGCGGGCGGAGGGAGGGGGAGGGGUGGGCUCACUAUCGCUGACCCCGCCCUCCAGCCCCGGAGGGGGAAGCGGCAUGGCAGCCAGUAGCUCUGCCCACUGGAGGACUCGCCUCAAUUCUUUCAAGAACAACCUGCUGGGCUCACCACGUUUCCAUCGCCGUAAACUGCAAGUUCCUACAUCAGAAGACAUGUCCAGUCUAACACCAGAAUCUAGCCCUGAGCUGGCUAAGAAGUCGUGGUUUGGAAACUUCAUCGGCCUAGAGAAAGAGGAGCAGAUCUUUGUUGUCAUCAGAGACAAACCUCUGAGUUCUGUCAAAGCCGACAUUGUGCACGCCUUCCUGUCCAUCCCGUCACUCAGUCACAGCGUCCUCUCCCAGACCAGCUUCAGGGCCGAGUACAAGUCCUCCGGCGGCCCCUCCGUCUUCCAGAAACCCGUCAAGUUCCAGGUGGACAUUGCCUUCUCAGAGGGCGAGAGGGAGCGGGACAGGGAGAGGACGGAGAGGGAGGGCAGGAGGGAGACAGGAAUCUACAGCGUGACGUUCACCCUCAUAUCAGGUCCAAGUCGCAGGUUCAGAAGAGUGGUGGAAACGAUUCAAGCUCAGCUUCUCAGCUCUCAUGAUCAACCAAUGGUGCAAGCCCUAUCUGAUCCCUUCCCAGAUGAGAAGAACGGCCGGCCCCAUGGGACCCCCACCCGCCAAAACUCGAGGCGCUCCGAGGGCGGGGGCGACAGGUGCGAGUGGGGCGACCGAACAGAUGGCGGAGGCAUAGGAGGCAGCGGGGGAGUUCUGCAGCGCAGAGGCUCGGCAAAAGAGAGAACCAGACUGCUCUCCUCCAACGGAACCCAGUCCCAACCAUAGGAUAGAAAGUGAGACCAUGCAGCAGGAUGCCUGAAUUACACCGGAAAGAAGACAGUGUAACUUCAUCCCAACAUAUCCCUGCAAGCCAUGAGCUACUCCUAUUCUUCCUUGACUAAUUUAAUGAAGGUGCGUGACCAUAGCAAAGAUUGAGCCUUUCCCCAUCUUGUUUUUUUUGCCAACUCGUCAUUCUCUUGAUCUUUUUGGAUCACCAGGAUUCCUUCCCUUAAAUGAAAAGCAGUGUAAGGGAAUCACCCUAUAACGAAAAGAAAAAAACAAUUACUAUGUGAAUGAGCAGUUUGGUGUCCAUCAUAGAUACAGCUUCACAGAUCCAACCAGGAAUUUUGAAGUGCUAAUAUGCAUGCCAGUUAGCAACUCAGCCUGCUAAAGGAUGCUGACAUGAUCAGAUAGGCUACCAUAUCAUUGUAACACAGUAUCUGACACCAAAAAGAAAUGAUAGUCUCAUUACGGUUCUCAAGAUUACUUUUUAAAUUAAGCAGUGCGCUCAUAUCACUAUCAAGCAAUGUGCAAGUACCAGUCCGUACGGAAAGACACGUAGAUGCAUCUCUGCAGACGAACCCGAAACGUUGGAAACCUGCUCCCACUUGAGUGAGCGCUGACAAGCCGAACAAAAGGUCCUGAAUUUCUCAUGAGAAACGACACGCUGGAACUCCAGCAGUGUCUUCUCCUGAGUCAAAGAAAACCAACUAAGUAAGCUAAGUAAGUGAAUGUGAAAAAAGUAUAUAUAUAUUUUUAUUUCGUUUGAUUUAUUUAUGUUAACAUAAUUCUUUUGAAGAUGCACAGUAAUUGCAGUAAACACUGCAGUGUUAGCAAGGGGAAGCUGACCGGUUGCUUUUUGGCAGGAGUUUUUGUUUCAAGUUAAAUGGUUUUUGAUUUCUUUCUGCUCAGAGACAAUAUGAAACAAUGCAUCUAAGAUUUACGCAUUGAACCCGUGUUGCUCUGAAGAAAAGUAUUUUUGAUUUUCAACAGAAAUAUGAACAUAACUAUAUGAAGAAAAGAAAAAACACUAUGCGUGAAUAGUUCCAUGUACCUCAUCACAGCUGUUUGUGCUGCGGAUCAAACAGAGGCCACCUUUCUUGUCGAGCUUGUCUCCUAUUGCCAUAGUAUUCAUACUCUGACUCCGAAAAAUAUCAAAUUAAAAGGAGAAAAAAUCUUCAUCAUCGGACAUUUUCACAAUGCUGGACUUCGAAGGCUUGCAAUGUCAAUUCCUUGUUGAAGAGGACUUCAGAAUGGGAAGCAAGCAAAGCGUCUCCUAACCCCAUGCGCCUCACGUCAGUGUUCACCAACAAGCCAAGUAGUCCAUCACCACACGCACGCUCAGCACUGAGUCGCACCAUUCGGCAAGCAGACGUAGCAACUCGGACGGUCACGUGUUACUCCAGUACUCUAUCAAAAUAGUCGAUGUUCAUCACCAGUCUUCCAUACAGCACAAUAUGCAACAAAAAUGCGGAUCGUUUUCAGAGCUACGCAGUGCUACAGUUGUUUAUUCUAAUGGUGUUUUUUUUUCGCCCUCUUGUUGAUCCAUCUAUUUAUUUAUUUUUAUUUAUCUAUUUAUGUUUUUUUUGGUCAUGUGAACGUUUGAGUCAUUUAUUUUUUACAAAUUAGAUUUUUUUUUUAAAACUAUAUCAAGAGCCCAUUCAAGAAGCCUGUUCUAUUUCAUUUCACACUCUUAUUUAUUUAUUUUUCCAUGCAAAAGAACGACUUGUUUGAUGGCAGCACUGGCCGAUCUGCUGCGGUGAUCUCUGUUUACAGCUCUCGUCUCUCUUCUCAUGCUUAUCCCUGGUCACUGGAAUGUGUGAGACGGGCGGAUGAUGGCUGACUAAGAGUGAGCUGAAAACGUUGUGGCCGCUGGGUGGAUACAGAGAGAUUUUGCCUGACCCAAGAAUAUAUAAAUUCAUUAACAUUGCCAAACCCUAACAGCUACAUAAUUUCUCUCGUGCAUUGAAUGCUUGCUAAUUCGCUUCAUCUUUAUGCCUUGUCCCUUUGGCCUGUCUGUCUGCCUCUUUACCUGUUGUGUAGCCAUCAUCACAAGAGAAACUGUACCAAGUUGUUUGCCUCACUGUCCGUACACACUUAAUGAUUGCCCACGAUCAUCAGUUUCAUCUAUUUCCUCACCACAUCACCUUCACUUUCAUUGGCCCAACUCUGGCUAAGAUUGUAAACUAUUCUCCAUUCAUAAGGGUCAGUAGAAUAAGGUGUUUAAAAAAAAAAGAAAUGUCUGUAUCAUAAUUUAAAUAUUAAAAAGUGCACUAUUAUAACUAUUGCCUGUGAUAAAAAGAACAAUUAUGGUUGAAUUGAUGGUCAAAAUAAAGAGAGAUCCACCUUAUUGUUAUCGUUCCAAUAAUAAACCCUAAGUUCAUG